Molecule: messenger RNA, 2199 nt
Organism: Maniola jurtina (meadow brown)
Lineage: Eukaryota; Metazoa; Arthropoda; Insecta; Lepidoptera; Nymphalidae
Product: zinc finger protein 250-like
Exons: 2
Coding region: 137-2089 (650 amino acids)
Biological process (GO): regulation of transcription by RNA polymerase II
Molecular function (GO): DNA-binding transcription factor activity; RNA polymerase II cis-regulatory region sequence-specific DNA binding
Source: RefSeq, a predicted model, not a curated record
AUAUGAACGACAGGCGGUUCACGUGUCUGCAUUGUGGUCGCGGGUUCGUGCAGAAGUGCAGUUGGCGCAGUCACAUGCGCACUGUACAUGGAGAAAUAGAUGAUAGGGCAACGUCUACGACAUAGAUUAGAGCUAGAUGCUUUCACUGUACUUCCGAGGUGUCGGCGAUCAGUUGAUCAUCAAAAGUGAAAUAACCGACGAUGCCGCGAAGAGUCACAUUACAGUUGACAAAGUAGUUAAGUGUAAGGAAAACAAACAGUGCACCGGAAAGAUCAAUAGAGAUCUCCCAACUUCAGACGUUCUAACAGCUGUAACUAAAAUACCUAUCGUAACAGUCAACAUACUACGAAAAACUGUAAAAAGACCCGAAACUCUAGUAGCUCGAGAUACUAUGACAAAGUAUAAUGAAGACGAACAGUGCACCGGAAAGAUAAAUACAAACUUCCCAGCUUCAGACGUUCUAACAGCUAUAACUAAAAUACCUAUCGUAACAGUCAACAGGCCACGAAAAAUUGUAAAACGACCCGAAACUCUAGUAACUCGAGACACUAUGACAAAGUGUAAUGAAGACGAACAGUGCACCGGAAAGAUAAAUACAAACUUCCCAGCUUCAGACAUUCUAACAGCUAUAACUAAAAUACCUAUCGUAACAGUCAACAGGCCACGAAAAACUGUAAAAAGACCCGAAACUCUAGUAACUCGAGACACUAUGCCAAAGUAUAAUGAAGACGAACAGUGCACUGGAAAAAUAAAUACAAACCCCCCAGCUCCAGAAGUUCUAACAGCUGUAACUAAAAUACCUAUCGUAACAGUCAACAGGCCACGAAAAACUGUAAAAAGCCCCGAAACUCGAGUAACUCUAGACACUAUGACAAAUCGUGAGGAAAACAAACAGUGCACCGCAACGAUAAAUAGAAAUCUCCCAGCUCCAGACUGUAAAGCUGUAACAGCUGUAACUAAAAUACCUAUCGUAAUAGUCAACAGGCCACCAAAAACUGUAAAAAGACCCGAGACUGUAAUAAUAGAAAAAAACAAAAAUUAUACCAAUAUUGAAACUGUAUUAGCACAUUCGACUGCAACGCCCAUUCGAAGCCACGACGGGUUUGCCUAUACGUGUUGCUUUUGUACGGAGCAGUACACUGAUCCAGCUGAACUGAAACAACACACAUUAAUGACACACGACAACAGUGACGAAAGACGAGAUUUCAUGAAGAAACAAUGCACCCUUGAUUAUGUACUAAAACUUGAUAUUACGCUAUUGAAAUGUAAAGAAUGUGAUGAAAACAUUGACACAUUGGAAGGAUUAUUUGAUCAUUUGCAAAACGAGCACAACAAGCUUAUCCAUACUGAUGCGAAGAAUCAAAUGAUUCCAUUUAAAUUUGACGAUGGAGAACUUAAAUGCGUCGUUUGUUCCCUUGUCUUCAGCAAAUUCAAAGUCCUAUUAGAACACAUGCAUACGCAUUACAAAAAUUACGAAUGUGACGUUUGCGGCUUCGGGUCUAUUACUCGUAAACUUAUGACAUAUCAUAAGCUAACUCAUGAAGCAGGCUCGUUCGAAUGUAGCGAUUGCAGUAAAGUUUUCAAAACCCGUUCGAGGUUGAGGUCGCAUAUGAGUGUGGUCCACAAAUUUAAGAGCAUGCCCAACAAAUGUGGUAUCUGCAAGCAAAGAUUCCGAAGCAAUCCAUUGAAGGACAAACACAUGAUCGCCGUGCAUGGAAUGUCGCCAGUGAUUCGGAAGUGUUAUGCCUGCGACAAAACAUUUCCAAAACAGAACUUACUACUGAGACAUAUUAAAAACUUCCACCUGAUGGAAAGACGCUUUGCAUGCACGGAGUGCGAAAUGACCUUCUUUGAGAAAAGAACGUUGGAACACCACAUGUUGACACACACGGGCAAGAAGGAUUUUCAGUGUGAUGUUUGCCUGAAAUGGUUCACUAGGAAGUAUGCUUUGAUAGAACACAUGCGCAUUCAUAACAACGACAGGCGGUUCACGUGUCUGCAGUGCGGUCGGGGGUUCGUGCAGAAGUGCAGCUGGAGAGGUCACAUGCGUUCUGUGCAUGGAGAGACUGAUAACAGUGUGUUGUAUUAAAAGCUAUUAUAUUUUACUAGCCGAUGCCCGCGACUUCGCUUGCGUGGAUUUAGGUUUUUCGAAAUCCCUUGGGAACUCUUUGAUUUUCCGAGAUAAAAAGUAGCCUAUGU